AUGAAUAAUUUUAAUAUUUGCUACAAUGCAUUAUGUCGUGCAUUUGAUAAAGAAAAUGUUAUAGUACCACCUGGUCUAGUCGAAAUUCUGAAGCCUCACAAUUCAGUGUAUUCAUCUGUGAUUCAUACGAAUACAAAUGAUGCUCAAGCGGACACGACAAAAUCUUUAACAAGUUCAUUAUCAUCAUUAUCAAUAACAGCAAACGCAAAUCUACUCAAUCUACCAUUAUCAGAAUUAGCACUGACAAUUAAACCAAAUCCACUCGACUUACCUCAUGAUCAAAAACAGCGACAAGAAAUUGCUUACAAGCUAAAUCAACUCGUCUUCGGUAUUCGACAACAAAAAUUAAAAACAAAAAAGAAAGAAACCUACGAGCUACCCCCAUUAAUCAAACAACUUAUUAGAUGUUUAUAUCCAUCAGACAUCGAUGACAACAACUGUUCACAAAAACCAGACAUUGUAUUCACUCUUCGAACAUUCAUUGAACUGUUUCGCGUGUAA
This is a messenger RNA of Rotaria socialis, 501 nucleotides long. The record is from the annotation of a GenBank genome assembly. NCBI's taxonomy places the organism in Eukaryota, Metazoa, Rotifera, Eurotatoria, Philodinida, Philodinidae.